UUGGUGGCUGCGCUGCUAGAUGUCUAUGCUAAUAAAAAGCGCCAGAAGAGGUUUCUACGUCAUAAUUCCUCGCCCGUAUUUUGUUUAGCUCGGUGAACAGCACACUUUUGCUGUUGCUAUCAUGGUGGUGUUUCCAAGCUCACUGACGGAGGAGGAAGAAGCUUUGCAAAAGAAAUAUGCUAAAUUAAAGAAAAAGAAAAAGGCGCUGCUUGCAUUGAAGAAGCAAAGUUCAACCAACCAGACAAAUCAAAGUGGUUUGAAACGAACUUUGUCGGACCAGCCUGUUGUUGAUACGGCCACAGCAACAGAACAAGCAAAGAUGCUGAUCAAGUCAGGAGCCAUCAGUGCCAUCAAAUCAGAAAACAAAAACUCGGGCUUUAAACGCUCUCGAAUGCUGGAAAUCAAACUUAAAGAUCCUGAGAAAGGCCCGGUUCCUGCUUUCUUACCAUUCCAAAGGAGCGUCUCUACAGAUGAGGAACAACCUGAGUCUGGAAAGAGAGCCCACAGAAAAUCUCUGUAUGAGAGCUUUGUCAGCUCAAGUGACCGCUACAGAGAUGAAGAUGAUGGAGGCAGUAGUGGCAGUGGUGGCGGCGGCAGCAUGUCAUCAAGUCGGGAAAUGGAAAGAGACCGGGAGCGAGACCGUGAAAGAGAUCUGGAGAGAGAGCGUGAAAGAGACAGGGAGAGAGACCGGGAGAGGGACAGAGACAGAGGCAGGGAAAGAGAGCGGGAACGGGACCGUGAAAGAGAGAGAGACCGAAGCAGAGAGAGGGAUCGAGACCGUGAAAGGGACCGGGACCGGGAGAGGGAGAGAGAUGGACCCUUCAGACGAUCAGACUCCUACCCGGAACGUAGAGGCGUGCGAAAGGGGAACACAGUGUAUGUUUACGGCUCUGGGCUCGCUGAGGAAAGCCUGCGCUCUGCUUUCUCUCAACAUGGAAACAUCAUCGACCUCUCAAUGGACAACCCACGCAAUUGUGCAUUUAUUACAUUUGAGAAGAUGGAGUCUGCAGACCAAGCUGUGGCAGAGCUGAAUGGAAGCUUGGUGGGAGACGUUCACAUCAAAGUCAGCAUCGCCAGGAAGCAGCCCAUGCUGGAUGCUGCUACUGGCAAAUCUGUCUGGGCUUCACUAGCUGUGCAAAACAGCACAAAAGGCUCCUACAGAGACAAGAGGAACCAAGUGGUGUACAGUGAAGAUUUCUUGGGCUCAUAGCUUAUGUUUUUGUUGAAAAGGAUUGUUGGCAGCGAUCUUUAGAGAGAGAUGUCUACCAGACUGUUCUGCAUCUCAAAGUUCGUAUGGUUGUAGUUUACCAAAUCGUUGUGUGGUGCUGUGUGGCAGCUUUGCUUAUGAAACUAGAUAAAAGCUCAGUAAGCUCAAGCUCAAUAAAAAAUGAUAUCCAAA
This is a messenger RNA of Cheilinus undulatus (humphead wrasse), 1399 nucleotides long. It is a transcript of the gene nelfe, whose product is annotated as negative elongation factor complex member E. Lineage: Eukaryota; Metazoa; Chordata; Actinopteri; Labriformes; Labridae. Gene Ontology annotation, biological process: negative regulation of transcription elongation by RNA polymerase II. Gene Ontology annotation, molecular function: RNA binding. The coding region runs from base 122 to 1210 and encodes 362 amino acids. The record is from RefSeq and is a predicted model, not a curated record. Gene Ontology annotation, cellular component: NELF complex. The transcript is spliced from 11 exons.